Molecule: messenger RNA, 1138 nt
Organism: Pieris brassicae (large cabbage white)
Lineage: Eukaryota; Metazoa; Arthropoda; Insecta; Lepidoptera; Pieridae
Exons: 8
Coding region: 199-1098 (299 amino acids)
Biological process (GO): synapse organization
Cellular component (GO): neuron projection membrane
Source: RefSeq, a predicted model, not a curated record
UUGCUUCGGACGCGUGCUGCUCAUAGAAGCGUAGUGAUAUUUCGCUCAUAUUGACGGCAUUAAGCGCGAAUUCGAUAGUGUAAAAUUUAUGUAUCUGUGUAAUUUACGCGAGGUUUUAAUAUUGCUCUAAGUGCCAACCUAACUCAAUUGAAUGACAUUACUUCAUAACAUGUAAGGUGAACAGAUCACCGGGCUGCGAUGUUGCUGUGGAUAGCACUAUUAAUGGCCGCGUUGUCGAAGCCUGCCGACGGCGGCGGCAGAUCUGGGCCAGCUUUCGACGGUACGCAGCAGACAACGGUGGUGGCGCGCGCAGGUGGUAGCGUGGAACUACACUGUCGCGUUCUGCGGCUUGCCGAUCGCGCUGUUUCGUGGGUGCGCUCGAGCGAUCUACAGAUCCUUACACACGCCGGCGCCGUUUUUACGGCCGAUACACGCGUCUCCUGCGCUGCAGCCUCUCAAGAAGACCCACGGGGCACCGUCCACUCACUGCGGAUAGAGGUGCUCCGAGUCAGCGAUUCCGGCCGUUACGAGUGUCAAAUUAACACCGAGCCUAAAAUGAGUCUCUUCUUCAACCUCACUGUUAUUGAGUGGGACCUACCAGCGGUAUCCGUGUCGGUGCUGAGCGGCUCAGUGCUGCGGGCGAUGCUGGGCGGCUCGGCGAUACUAUCGUGUGAGGCACGCUACGAGCCUUCUGCCGCACUGGCAGCGAUGCCUGCCGCCGCUCUUGCUGCCCUAGCCCCGCUCUCGUUGCAUUGGGAGCAUAACGGCGAAGCUCUUAAUCCACAGAGCGCACGAGGCGGCAUCUCAUUAGAGACAGAACGGUGGGAGACGCGCCUAGAGUCGCGGCUGACUCUGGCGGCGUUGGUGGCGAAGGAUGCGGGUCGCUACGUGUGCGCUGCACCCGACGACGGCGCGACGAUCUCGCUACGCCUCUAUCGUCGAGAGGGGGACGAUCGAGACGAUGAUAUUAUAGACGGUGAGAUGGAGAUGCAGCGAGAUGAGCCCGAGCCACGCCUUAGUUCCGCUCCGUCGCUCAUCGUGUUUCUGAAACUCGUUACUAUAGGCGCGCUUAUUGCUUUCGAACCACAUAAAUCUUAAAAAUCUCUCGUUCUCGCUAAAUACUGAGGUGAAUGUACAA